Messenger RNA from Drosophila serrata, 661 nucleotides. RefSeq names its product dynein light chain Tctex-type. NCBI's taxonomy places the organism in Eukaryota, Metazoa, Arthropoda, Insecta, Diptera, Drosophilidae. Gene Ontology annotation, cellular component: cytoplasm; cytoplasmic dynein complex. Gene Ontology annotation, molecular function: dynein intermediate chain binding. The record is from RefSeq and is a predicted model, not a curated record. Gene Ontology annotation, biological process: microtubule-based movement.
GACAAAUAAGUAGCCUUUGAAACUUAACUUUGCAUUAAUGUAUAUCCGAUUAGUCGGUCUCCGAUUCAUUGGAAAAAACAUAUCUAAAUAUAGAAAUAUUGUCUAAAAAAUUAAAGAAAACCGAGUUAUGAAAAACCCCUACAAUAAUGUCGGAAUUGAAACGUAAUCGUGCAUCUACGGGCAGCGCUGAGAGCAAGAUUGAGGCGAUGAUUCGCGAGUCCGAUUUACAAGAAGACCUGGCCAACACUGAGGUGCAGCCAGCUUCAGAUGUCACCAUCUAUAAUGCCUACAGCAUGGGCCCGGCUUUUGGAAAGAAAUUCCCGUUGCCAUAUAUUGUGUAUAUUUUAAAUGAAAUAAUGCAACAGAAGUUGGUCAACAAGGUCUACACUGCGGAGGAGGCUGCGAAGUGGACUCGCGAGAUCGCUGAUACAGUCAACCUCAAGUUUAAAGGACGCGGUGUCUUUCCACGAUUCAAGCAUGUGGUGAAUGUGAUGCUCUACCAGCAAACCGGAGCGGGAUGCUUUUACGGCGCUCGAGCUAUCUGGGACCCAUUAUCCGAUGACUUUGGGAGCUAUACCUUUGACGGCGGCAGUUUCGUGUGCAUUGCCACUGUAUUUGGUUGUUAUCAAUAUUGAGUUGCAAUGAAAAACAUUUAAAUAAA